This is a messenger RNA of Manis pentadactyla (Chinese pangolin), 6023 nucleotides long. RefSeq names its product G protein subunit alpha o1 (gene GNAO1). Gene Ontology annotation, cellular component: heterotrimeric G-protein complex. NCBI's taxonomy places the organism in Eukaryota, Metazoa, Chordata, Mammalia, Pholidota, Manidae. Gene Ontology annotation, molecular function: G-protein beta/gamma-subunit complex binding; corticotropin-releasing hormone receptor 1 binding; GTP binding. The transcript is spliced from 8 exons. Gene Ontology annotation, biological process: G protein-coupled dopamine receptor signaling pathway; adenylate cyclase-modulating G protein-coupled receptor signaling pathway. Bases 810 to 1874 code for a protein of 354 amino acids. The record is from RefSeq and is a predicted model, not a curated record.
GCUUACGUCAGCGAGCGGUCGGCGGUGCUGGGUGCGCAGAGCCGCUGGCGCACUCGGCGCGCUACGCUCGCCCCCUCCCCCGCCCGGGCCGUGGAGCGCGCUCUCGCUGGCUGGCUCUCCCUUCAUUUUUUUCUCCCCUCCCUCCCAGCCUCUCUCUCCCUCUCUCUCCCCCCACUCGAGCUCCUGGCUGCCCGCGGCUCCCUCGCGCUCUCCCUCUCUCUCCCGUAGGCUCCACCGUGCGAUGCGAACUCUGGGAGCGAGCGACACCGCCUCCCGCUAGAGACCUGCCCCCCGGCCCGGCCCCCUGCCCAUCCCUGCCCAGCGCGCGGGGGUCGGUGAAGGCGCCGCGGACGCACCGACGGCGGAGGACCCGCGAUGCACAUGCUCUAGCAGCGCCCCUAACUCACUCCCUCCGCACCCCACCCUCCGCCGGCUCUGGCUGCGGCUCCUGCCUCGACUAUUAUUUUAUUUAUUUUGGGUCGUGCACAAGCCUCAGUGCCUGCAGCCCGCGACUCCUCGGACCGCGGGCACCUCUUCCCUCGGCUCCGAAGCCCCAGACCCUGGCCGCCCUCGCCUCGACACCCCCAGAGCCCCGCUAGCUGCCGCGAGCCUCAGCUGCUGGAAUCUUGUUAGCGGCUGUCUUUUGGGGGGGCUCUGUUUUACCGACAUUUUUGUUUUCAGCCAAGAGGAAGAUAUCGUGAUUUUUCCCCUUCAAGCCCAGGCUCUGCUCUUUGGGGGGGUGGGGGGCGCGCCGAGCCGGGGAGCCGUGCCAGCCGAGUCGUGCGGGCUGUGGCAGGGAAGGGGCCACCAUGGGAUGUACUCUGAGCGCAGAGGAGAGAGCCGCCCUCGAGCGGAGCAAGGCGAUUGAGAAAAACCUCAAAGAGGAUGGCAUCAGCGCCGCCAAAGACGUGAAAUUACUCCUACUGGGGGCUGGAGAAUCAGGAAAAAGCACCAUUGUGAAGCAAAUGAAGAUCAUCCACGAAGAUGGCUUCUCUGGAGAAGAUGUAAAACAGUACAAGCCUGUGGUCUACAGCAACACCAUCCAGUCCCUGGCAGCCAUCGUCCGGGCCAUGGACACUCUGGGCAUUGAAUAUGGUGACAAGGAGAGGAAGGCUGACGCCAAGAUGGUGUGUGACGUGGUAAGUCGGAUGGAGGAUACUGAACCCUUCUCUCCAGAGCUGCUUUCUGCCAUGAUGCGACUCUGGGGUGACUCAGGAAUCCAGGAGUGCUUCAACAGGUCUCGGGAGUAUCAGCUCAACGACUCUGCCAAAUACUACCUGGACAGCCUGGAUCGGAUCGGGGCCGCCGACUACCAGCCCACCGAGCAGGACAUCCUACGAACCAGGGUCAAAACCACCGGCAUUGUAGAAACCCACUUCACAUUCAAGAACCUCCACUUCAGGCUGUUUGACGUCGGGGGCCAACGAUCUGAACGCAAGAAGUGGAUCCACUGCUUCGAGGACGUCACGGCCAUCAUCUUCUGUGUCGCGCUCAGCGGCUAUGACCAGGUGCUCCAUGAAGACGAGACCACGAACCGCAUGCAUGAAUCCCUGAAGCUUUUCGACAGCAUCUGCAACAACAAAUGGUUCACAGACACAUCCAUCAUCCUGUUUCUUAACAAGAAGGACAUCUUUGAGGAGAAGAUCAAGAAGUCCCCACUGACCAUCUGCUUUCCUGAAUACACAGGCCCCAGUGCCUUCACGGAAGCUGUGGCUUACAUCCAGGCCCAGUAUGAGAGCAAGAACAAGUCAGCCCACAAGGAGAUCUACACCCAUGUCACCUGUGCCACCGACACCAACAACAUCCAAUUUGUCUUUGACGCCGUGACGGACGUCAUCAUCGCCAAAAACCUGCGAGGCUGUGGCCUCUACUGAGCCCGGCCUCACCACCCAGCAGCCGCCACCCUGCCCACCUGCUGCCCCCUCCCUGCCCUGGAACCACCCUGUGCAUGUGACAUGGCAGCACCGGCGGCUGGCACCCAGGGUUGGGGCAGACCCCCUCCACCAGCUGCCGCAGCUCCAGCCAACAAGCCACGUGGUAACGUGAGAGCCAGGCAGGGGCGCCAAGUGCCCGCACCACUGGCCUGCUUCAUCUCUGAGCAUUUUGUUUGGGGCAGAGGGGUGAGGGGAUCAAUGCCGCCGUUCAGCCCAGAAGGGGCAUGCCCUACACUUGGUGACUCAUAGUCAAAAUCCCAAGGUCUCCUCCUGUCAUGUGGGGCUGCGUCGGUGGUGGCGUGGGCCCUGGUGGCCCUGGGGCAGCGUGCUGGCAGCGGUGGGGGCCGUGAGAGCUACUGCUUAGCUUUUCUUGGGGUCUCCAUCCCCAAAAGCCAGGUGGGACCAGGCCGCCUGCCUGUGGGUCCCAGAUGAGUGCCCCCCUCCCCCGUCCCCAUGAAUCUCAGCCUCCUGGUGCAAGCCUUUCCGUUUCUGGGCUGUCCUUCCUUGCACACCACACCCUUGGGGCUCCCUCCCUGGCCCCCUCCUGGGGAGCCCACUUCCCUGACUAUUCAUAGGUCUGGAAAUGCUUCUGACACUGACUUAAUGUGAAGGCAUGGAGUAGAUGGUAGGAGGGGUUGAGUCCUGCGCCUGGACAGAGGCCAUGCAAGAGGUGGGAGGUGGCAGCGGGGGAGGGGAGGCCGAGGGUCAGUAGCUCUCGGAUUGACUGGGAUGCGGGCCUCCCGUCCAGUCCUUGCAGCCCCAGGGGUGGCCCGUCUACCUUCUCCCGUCACCCAGGUCUCAGGCAGCUGCUUGGAGUGUGAGUAACGGCUUCUGCUUCUUGAACUCACAGUGACUCCAACUCAGACGAGCAGGGUCAGGCAGGGGCCUUUGGGCUCUGGAGCUGGGAGUCCAGGGGAGGUGUAGGCGAGGCCCUGCAACCACUGCUCUGGCUUCCAUCUUAGAGAGAGUCCUGCACGUUUGUCUGCAGCCGUUGGUGUCCUGCCAGCCUCCAGGGGCAGAGGAGGGGCGAUGGAUGGGGCCUCCACCCUGGAGUGUGUGCUACAAGGAGCCCAGGCCUUUCAAACACACACCCAGCCGCCCUCCUCUGGAGAGAGAAUCCUGGGACCCCAUAGAGGGCUUUGCUGCAUGGAUGCCUGAGCAGAAAGGGAUGGGGUGACUUCAGCUGGAGACUCAGUCCCUGGCUGGCCUUGGGCAAUCAAUACGCCUCCCUCUGACUCCUGGGAUCCUUCAGGGGGCUGAUGCCACCAACCAGCCCCCAGGCAGGCCCUGUGUGCCAUCUGGCAUGCUCUGCCUAAGGAGCCAGAUGUACCCAGGGGAGGGGAGAGGGCUGCCCCUUGAGACACCUCUGCCUCCCUCCUCCAGCCCUCUGCUCUGCCAACCUCCACCCUGGGCUCUGCUGGGUCCCAGGGCUGGGCAGAACCCCUGAACCCCCAGUGUAGCACCUUUUGGCUGUUUUAGAGCCAGGAAAAGCCCCAUGCCAACAUCUCUGGACUACUUGGUUCCAACAGGCACAGAGUUCUGAGUGGUGCACAGGAGAACCAGGGCGACCUGCCUAGUGCCAUACGCCUGCAGGGAUGGGUGCCACUGGGGUGAGCCCCUGCCCUGGUCUGGCUGCCACUGGGGUGAGCCCCUGUCCUGGUCUGGCUGCCACUGGGGUGAGCCCCUGCCCUGGUCUGGCUGCCACUGGGGUGAGCCCCUGCCCUGGUCUGGCUGCCACUGGGGUGAGCCCCUGCCCUGGUCUGGCUGCCACUGGGGUGAGCCCCUGUCCUGGUCUGGCUGCCACUGGGGUGAGCCCCUGCCCUGGUCUGGCUGCCACUGGGGUGAGCCCCCGCUUUGGUCUGGCUGCCACUGGGGUGAGUCCCCUCCCUAGUCUGCCUCUCGCUGCUGCCCCUGGCUGCGGGAGCCACCCUGCCAUCCCAAGCCCACUUUGGUUUUGGUCACCUUAUUGUAUGCCGGACCUUGUACCAGGUGCUGGGUGGUGGCAGAGGACAGGCCCAAGUCAGCAGUCUCAAUACCCUGCCCUGAGCAGCUAGGGCCGGUUAAGCCAUUUUGCCCAACACUGAAGACUAACAGUUAUUUCCAGCAUCACCACCCUCUGCCCUGUGACCCCAGACUCAGAGGGAGGAUGCUGGCCAAGCCCCGCCUCUAAGGCCUUCACCCUAGGAGAGGAAGUCCCUGGCCCUGUGGCUCAGGGUUCCCCAUCACCCGGCUGCCUCCUCUAAGCCCAGGGGCCAGAGCAGGAGGCAGGGGGAGCGAGCCGGGCCCCCGCGCCCCAUCUGUAGCCGUAGGGAGCCAGAGGAGUGGGUUGCGCCCCUGUGCCUGGGCCUUCGUUCCAGCCUCAGCUGCUCACUCUCACCCUGCUUGGUUUCUCACGCUGCUCUUGCUCUCCCACCCCUGGCUGCCGAGGGCUCCUUGGCUGUCCGGUGUAUGCCUCACAGAGAAAGCAUCCGGGACGGAGUCCUCUCCCCGCCACCACAUCUCCCACCUGUGUCGUCACUGGGGACUCGACCAUGGGGAGGAGAAGGGGCUCAGGGUGACAGUUAGUUUUGGCUCCGUCGUGGGUGUGAGUGUCGGGAAGAUGUGACCAGACAUGCGCGGGCCUCUUACCCAUGAUGGCCCCGUGUGUGCCCCCAAAUAGGCCAUGCUUAAAUGGCUCUAAUUUAGCAGGCCAAAGGGAAUCGAGCUUCUGGAGUGGGGAGUAGUUGCCAAACCCAUACGCUGUGCCUGCCAUCUAGAUGCUGUGGACAAGUUCUGUGCCCUGAACCAACUGCCUUCAUGAGAGCCAGUCUUGGCCUUCCCAUCGGGGACUGAGAAAGGUCCCCAGGGCUCCGGCCUGCCUGGAGUGCCUGAGGCCCAAGCUGGGGCUCCCUUGAGCCUGGGGCCUAGGAGGGUGUGGGCUUUGCCCCAGCCCUGAAGAGAGAGCACAGCUCUGGGCCCCCCACCAUCCUGGGUUCCGAAUGCCAGAUUGGGUAUUCUGCAAGCUCUUCCUCCCCAGCCUGCCCCCUCUCUCACCCCUCCCUGUUUCCCUCGGUCUGAUCUAGGGGACUCUUCAGCCCCAUUGGUAAAUAGCUCCAGCACAACCCAGGCCCCAGUCUCUUUCCUCCAGACCAGCUAGCGGCCUGCCCAGUGCGCUUUUUGAGAAGUCUGGUGCAUAACGCCUCUUUUGGCUGCAUCUGCUCUUCCCAGAGCCUUCUGGAAGCCUCCAUGCACCACCUGGCAGUUCUCAGGAACUGAGGCCUGAGGUUCUGGCUCCACGGCCACCAGAGUUUCAAUUUGGGGUGCCAAAGGCAAGCACCCAGAGAGUUCGCCGUGUCCGCCUGCGAGCCUACAGAGUGACCCAGGCAGGGCAGGGAGCAGGGCCAGUGUAUGAGCUGCUGCCAAGCAUUGGUGCUCAGGCUUCCCACUCCCCUGGGGGGCUCCAGGGCUCCAGACAGACCCCACCCCAGACACAUGAAGGCCCCAGUCAAGGAAGGGUAGAUUCCAACAGAAGCAAAAAAGAGCCCCCCUCCCCAACCAAAGCCCUGGGCCCUCUGGGUCAGCGAGGGGGUCCCUCUGAAAGGGAAGCCUUCAUCCCCAGGCCCAAUGCAUCAAGACCACCCAUGUGGACCCACAGCCCUUUCUCUGAAGAGCCAAUGGCUCUGUCCUCCCACUGCUCCUGUGGCCCCCUCACUCCCCACCUCUCCCGCAUGCCCCCCACCCUGCUGCUGCCUCCCUCAGCCGUCAGGCCCUCCCCUCAUCUUUGCCACCCCUCAUUUUUCUGCCCCUUCUCCUGGCUUAGCCCCCGCUGUACAUGUCCUCUGCCCCCCAUGCCUCCUCCCCACUCAGUCUGCUCCCCUCCCCUGUCCCAGGCUGGGUGGGCUCUGCGUCCUCCACCUCCUUAGCAAACCUCCCUCAGGUGCAGUGGUCCCUCUUCCCACCCCCACCCCCACCUCCCACCCCAUAUUAACUGUAAUUUUGUAAGAAGAGUGACUUGGUUUAAUAAAUCUCUAGUUAUUGUAAUAAUUUAUUGGCUGCAGUAAUGUAUUUAUUAGUCACCUACCGUUAAUAAAAAGUGCCAGCUUUUCCAAG